ACAUACAUUGAUACGUGGCGCUCAUGGGACUAUUCGUACGUAAAAACGCGUGUUCCUUUCGUUUAUAUAAAAUCACGUAUUUUAUCAUUUUUCUCGAGAAAACGUAAAGUAGUAAAAAAGGAAACAUUAUUUUUAUAGCUAGUUUUAUUAUAUAUAAAAAUUUAAUUUAUAAUCGAAUACUAAAGAAUACGAAUUAUAACCUAUAAAAAUCCUACGUGGAUUUCGAUUGAAAAUAAAAUAUUUAGUAUAAUGUUUUAAUUAUUAUAAAGUUUACUGUAAAAAAUGAGUGACAAAGAAUCAGAAGAAGUUUCGAAAGUGAGUGGACCUGUGGAUAAUGCCUGGUCGUUGAAAAUACCAGCAUUCAAACCUGAAGAUAAUCCACAUCGUCUUUUGGAAGAAAGUUCUUUCGCUACUUUAUUUCCAAAAUAUAGAGAACAAUAUUUAAAAGAACAUUGGCCUCUGGUACAGAAAGCAUUAGACGGAUAUGCAGUUAAAGCAGAGUUAGAUCUCGUUGAAGGUAGUAUGACAGUCAAAACGACAAGAAAGACUUGGGAUCCUUAUAUCGUUGUAAAAGCAAGGGAUAUGAUAAAACUCAUGUCUAGAUCGGUUCCUUUUGAACAAGCAGUGAGAGUAUUGGAAGAUAAUAUUGGUUCCGAUAUUAUAAAAAUUUCUUCCUUUGUAAGAAAUAAAGAAAAAUUUGUUAAAAGACGACAAAGGUUAAUUGGACCAAAUGGAUGUACGUUGAAAUCAAUAGAAUUAUUGACAAAUUGUUAUGUGUUAGUUCAGGGACAAACAGUCUCUGCGUUAGGACCUUAUAAAGGUUUACAACAGGUGAGACGCAUUGCUGAAGAUACUAUGAAAAAUAUUCAUCCUAUUUAUAAUAUAAAAGCGUUAAUGAUAAAAAGAGAAUUAGCGAAAGAUCCCAAAUUGAAGAAUGAAAACUGGGAAAGAUUUUUACCUAAGUUUAAUAGUAAAAAUGUUAGUAAGAGAAAACAACCAAGAAAGAAGAAGGAAAAGAAACCAUAUACUCCGUUCCCACCGCCGCAGCAAGAGAGCAAACUUGAUAAACAGCUUAUGUCUGGAGAAUAUUUCUUAAAGGAAGAACAAAAGAGAGCAAAGAAGAAGAAGGAACAAGAGGCUAGACACGAAGAAGCUAAAAAGAGAAGGAUAGAACGCAGAGAGCAGGCGUUUAUUCCACCAGAGGAAAAACCAGUAGAGAAUAAUGCAAAAAGUACAGAAAUAAAUAUCGAUGAAUUAAAGAAAAAGAUUAGGAAAGGAAUGAAGAAACAUAAUGCAAAAACAUAGCCAAGGAGAAAUAUUUGAAAUUAUAAUAGAGACUUUGAUAGGUGUAUAGAUUGCGCAUGUAAGAUCUUUAACUAAAUCAAUUUUAUAAUAAAUGUUUCUGCAGAA
Vespula pensylvanica (western yellowjacket) is the source of this 1410-nucleotide messenger RNA. RefSeq names its product KRR1 small subunit processome component homolog (gene dbe). The record is from RefSeq and is a predicted model, not a curated record. Gene Ontology annotation, molecular function: RNA binding. The transcript has a single exon. Bases 283 to 1305 code for a protein of 340 amino acids. Gene Ontology annotation, cellular component: small-subunit processome; nucleolus. Lineage: Eukaryota; Metazoa; Arthropoda; Insecta; Hymenoptera; Vespidae.